AUGGCGACGACACCGGCGCCGGCGACGCCGGCCGCGCUUCCCAAGUCGGGCGCGGUAUCCAAGGGCUACAACUUCGCAUCCACUUGGGAGCAGGUUGGUCACGGCGCCUUCGCUUCUGGCAGAUCUGGCCGUGGCCGGGCCCGAGAUCUCGCGGGUGCGAUCGGCUGUUUCAUGGAUCUGACGCUCUAUUGGUUUGGGCAUUCUCGUUUUUUUCAGAACGCGCCGCUCACGGAGCAGCAGAAGGCCGCGAUCGCCGCGCUCUCCCCACGCCGUGGCGGAGCGGCCAUUCCUGCCCAACCCUGGGCUGUAAUUGGGCUUACUUCGUGCUCGAAAUUGUGUGCCUACUGCUUAGCUGCACUGGAGCCCUGUGAAGUUGGGGAAAAGAGUUCAGGGAAGGAUCGAGGUGUGGCUGUUCCAGAGAAAGAAUCUGCUUUAGAGGAGGCUGGUGCGAUGGAUGCAGUCUUGGUGAAUACACAUCAGUUCUACAAGUGGUUUGCAGAACUGGAGUCAGCUAUGAAAUCUGAGACUGAGGAGAAGUAUCGACUCUAUGAGAAUACAUUACAGGGCGUGUCAACACAUGUGACGGUAUCCUUAAGCAAAGGCACUUCAAGCAGGCUCAACUACUUUGACGAAUUGGAAAAUUGGGUCUCAAGCAGCUUUUAUUCCCAAAAUAUGAACAUUGGAAACGAACAGUUUCUUCCACUGUUGAAGCGCCUUGAUGACUGUAUCUCGUAUGUUGAAAACAACCCACAAUAUGCUGAAUCUGCUGUUUACUUGGUCAAGUUUCGCCAACUUCAAUCUCGUGCACUGGGUAUGAUUCGCUCACAUGUGUUGUCAAUACUUAAAGGUGCUUCAUCCCAGGUUCAAGCUGCAAUUCAAGCAGUGAUUCUGGCAAAAACAUUGUCACAGAGG
Miscanthus lutarioriparius is the source of this 912-nucleotide messenger RNA. The record is from the annotation of a GenBank genome assembly. Lineage: Eukaryota; Viridiplantae; Streptophyta; Magnoliopsida; Poales; Poaceae.